Molecule: messenger RNA, 15601 nt
Organism: Coregonus sp. 'balchen'
Lineage: Eukaryota; Metazoa; Chordata; Actinopteri; Salmoniformes; Salmonidae
Source: the annotation of a GenBank genome assembly
AUGGACCCACAGAGUAAUAAAAAGAAGAAACCCUCUGGUUCUAUUUCGGUCAGUGGCUCCCCAGUCAGAGAAAUCCACUGCCUGUUAUUAUUCAAGCCAAGCCCUUUACAAUGAUUCUAAUACCCUGUAAGUGCCCUAACUCUCAACCUCGAGGAGCCCAAUCCUAUUCCUCCAAAACCAAAAUAUCCCAAAAGAGAAGGGGUUCUAUCCCUCAAACAAUGACUUAUAUAAUGGCAUACUCCUUAACUCCUACCUCAAAACUGGUUACAUCUGGUCCAUAUUGGACUCACCCACCCCCAAGCCCCAUUUUUCGUUGCACUUGUCAACCUCCAGAAGGACGUCAAAGGAGGGGGUUGGAGGAAGUUAAUGUUCCAUUGCCCUUUCUUCGACCUCCCUUUCUGGUUCUUCCCCAAGUUCCACCCAUGGAUGCUGGUGUCGGCAGCGAAGGUGCUGAUGUUGGCAAUGACCAUGCUUACUCUGCAGUCCUCGGCUGACUGCGACGCUAUUUUUCCUCCCCCCACUACGAAUCUCAAUUUUUCUGGCCUCAUGCUCCCUUCGCCCUAGAAUCAACUGUAUCUCAGCAGGAGUGAGAGUUACAUCCAUCCCACUGGUCACAACACCCCCUCCAUGGAUUAACUCUCGCUCCUGGUAUAUAACCUUUCCAUUGGCCAGGUGAAUGGUUCAGGUUCUGCCCCCACCCGGCUUUCUUCACGACUUCACCAUCACCUCAUGGAUAUAUUCUCCCUCGAGCUCUCUCGGGCACACCCCACUCCUUGUGAGCCCACCAGCGAGGUGUGCUCUGUACCUCAGGCUUUUUGUACCUUUCCACAUCUACCUCCGGUAACUGGUCCCUGAAAAUCCAUAGCCACCGCCCUGACCUCUUCUAUCGCUUUAGACCUCUCCACACAGUUGGUACAUAGUGGUGCCUCCGGGGUCAACUAUAGGUAAUGGCAUCUUACAUGGGCAAUCCCGCAUGUUCCACAGUGGACCUACAGAAACAAACAGCCAUUGUUAGCAUACAAAUAAACCCACAAACAACUGUGGCCCCUCAUGAUGAGUUCAGAAUGUUUGUGGCCCCCACCCCGAUCAAAGUUGGAGCUAUGACUUGCUCGCUCUGUAAAGUGGAUACCGUACAUUACUAAACACAGCAUAGUCAGUCCAUUUUUAAAAAAUAUAAUCCAGUCUAAUGCUGUGAACAAUCCCAACACCAGCAGCCACCCUGAGAUCUUACACGCGGCCCAGUAGUAUCUGUCACCACAGAUACACUCCUAUUUGCAGCACACCCCAUUCUUACGUACUGUACCCAACCUGCCUUGUUUCUGCUUCUAGUGGCCUCAGGGUACCAUACCAUUCUAAUCCUAUGUCCACAGCUUGCCACACCAACAAGACUUAUUUGCAGUACUUGUCCUUGCCUUGUUCCAUAGGGCAUCUCCCCAAUAGGUAAACCAUAAACCAACUGCAUUAGUACCUCCAGGGCGCUCCCAACCAUAUCCACCCUCCUAGUUUGAUGGUUCCUCCUAGUAAAAUAAUGAUCCUAAUUACCCAACCCUCCUUCCAUGAGCCCUGUACACAGUAUCCCAACCAUAAUAGGUAUAGUAAGGUAUAGUCUACCCCAGUCACCCAUGACUCAUUCAGGUUUGUCUCGUUCUCUGUGAAAUUGCCCUCAUUGUUGUUGGUGAGGUUACCCGACAUCUUGCCCCUUGGCUCCUAUCCUCUCUAGUGCAUCCCUCACCCACAACACUUGGCUUAUAUCACAUUUCAUUCCUUCAACAGGAAUUGAAUCUGCUACAUAACGUUUCAAUGCUGACUCGGAGGGUGGCCUAUUUUACCCCAUUCUGUCAGCAAUUCUUGCCCCCACCCAAAACUGAGCCCCUUCCUACACGCAGGAGACCGGGGUUCAAUUCCCUGAUGGGGAGCCACUCCCAGCUAUGUUCCCUUCCGCCAUGGCUAUUAUUAACCCGUUUACUAACUGCGCUUGUUAAAUUAUUACAGGUUCAUCAGGGAGCACCUCGGAUUCCAGUCUUGGGUCAAACUUUCGACAUACCUCAGAUAGCCCUUCUCCUCUCCUCCAUCUGCUCCCUGAAUGUUUUCAGAGUGCCCAAACUCCUAGGCUUUACCAACAUAGGGGGACCUUCUUCCCUAAGGUCUCCUCCAUUCCCUGGUGCUGUAUAGCCACCUGAGGCCCCCAUGGCACAGCUACGCGCUCUAGUGGUUGUUUUCCGACCCUUUAGCAAAACAGCCAGAUCCUCCCGGUUACAUCCAUCCCACGAGUCACAACAACUGUUGAGAUGGUAGCUAGUGGUUGACGUGGAGACAGUGGAGGAGAUAGCUGUGUUGCUGUUGAGGUGCCAUGAGUGGUCCUCAUGACCAAGAGGUUAUCUAUCUGUCAUUCCUCCCACACUCUCUGUCUCCUUCACCGGCCACUUUGGCACAAUGACUCAAUGGCUUAUCAAACCGCCCUCCCCUCUUCUCCUCCCCUUCAUCUACACUGAUUGGGAAAGACUUGCUAGGUGUAAACAAUAUGGUGGAAGCUCAUCAUUAGGCUGGCUUUCACCUGGUCAGGUCUUUCAAAUCAGUGCAAUGAAGGAGAGGAGGCGAGGAGAGGACAGACUUUUAGACAAUGGAGAGAGAGCCAGUGAGUCAGUCCUCUUGUAUUAGACACACACACCUCCUGGUCCUCUAGCUGUGACUAUGUAAGCAGCUUCCUGAUUACUGGAGUGGGACCUUCAGGUACACUGACUAAUGAAGAAGACAAGGAAAUGAAGACUUUCUCCUCUGCUCCUGGACAUGUGUUCAUAUUCUGACGGAGUGUGUGUGUGUGGGAGAGAUGCAGAGUUUACUGAGACUUGCAGCAAAGCAGAACUAAUGGCUCUAGCUAGCUACCUACUCUGUGAAGCUAGUUGGGAUGUUUUUAAUGCCAGUACUUUAUGUUGGGGACAUAUUCAGAGUGAUGUGUGUGACUGGACCUUUGAACUCUGGAAAGUGUGUGUGUGUGUGUUUAUACACUCUUGAAAAAAAAAGGUUACAAUUAUAAUUAUAAUAAUACAAAAGGGUUAUUCGGCUGUCCCCAUAGGAGAACCAUUUUAGGUUCCAGGGAGAACCCUUUUUGGUUCCAUGUAGAACCCUUUUAUAGAACCCUCUGUAGAAAGGAUCCUACAUGGAACCCAAAAGGGUUCUACCUGGAACCAAAAAGGGUUCUUCAAAGGGUUCUACUAUGGGGAAAGCGGAAGAACCCUUUUAGAUUCUAGGUAGCUCCUUUUUUUCUAAGAGUGUAGGAGCCAUACUCUGAGUUUUGACAGGAGCCAUACUCGAAGACACCGCUCACCUUUUCUCUUUUCUUCAACCAAGUCCAAAAAAACGGAAGAGUCUCUUGUUCGUCAGAAAGAAUGAAAAAAUGAACGUCUCUGGAGCACAGAGAGAGAAAAGGCCAGAUAAGAAUCCCCCGUCUAAGUCUCUCUCAUUAUACGAGAGGAAUGAAAAGAGGCACUUCAGAGGCCAGUCCCCUUUUCUUCUGUCCCCUUUUCAUUUUCCCUGUCGUGUGUGUGUGUGUGUGUGUGUGUGUGUGUGUGUGAGCGUGUGUGUGUGAGCGUCGGCGAGGCUGAUCUGCUGCUCUGAUGGACACGUACAGGAUGAAGACAAGGAGGAUGAUGGCCUGUUUUCUCUUCUCCACUACGAGAUGCAACAGAUUCUCUCUGCAACAGGAAAUCAAAGUAGGCUAAUAAAUGGCUCUUUUUGAGGUAAUAACAAAUUAAAAUGUCUCUAGUUCCACUCCUAGGACAAUCUCAGUCCUCCUGUCAAAUUUUGGCUCUGGUAGCCUAUCAAUAUUUUGGUGGUACCUGUAGUUAUAUGACUUCAUUAGUAUUUGUAUUUAUUAGGGAUCUCCAUUAGCCAAGGCAGCAGCUACUCUUCCUGGGGUCCAAACACAUUAAGGCACUUAUAUCACACAUAAAACAAAAGAUGAAACAGUACAUCAUAUAACAUUAUUACACCACUACAUAUCUACAAUACAAAAUGUAUAAUACCACCAUACAACAAUAUUACAAUGUACGUGUGUGUAGAGUGCGUGUACUAUUGUGUGUGUUCAUGAUUUAAAUUAGACACAAUAUUCUCUUCCUUCAUAGAAAAUGUACCAUGAUAUAAUUGUAAACCAAUACUGUUAUAGCCUCAUUGCAAUAUAAGGCUUUCAGAGACAAACAAACCCACACCACUUUCUUCCUCUGAUCUGCCUCUCACCCCCACCCCACCCCGACCCCUCACCUUACACCCCCCACCCCUCACCCCUCACCUCUCACCAUACACCCCCCACCCCAGCUCAGUCCAUGUAUCUGCCUGUCCCCUCUACUCACCCCAGAAAUCUACCUGUCCCCCACCCCUCCUUACAUGCCCCCAGUUCUGCCCCCUUCCUGUAGCUCUGUGUUCCCCUAACAAGGUGCAGCAGGCUUGUCACACUGCAUUUGUAGAGCUGGACUGCCUCCUGGGACAGUGUGUGUGUGUGUGUGUGUGUGUGUGUGUGUGUGUGUGUGUGUGUGUGUGUGUGUGUGUGUGUGUGUGUGUGUGUGUGUGUGUGUGUGUGUGUGUGUGUGUGUGUGUGUGUGUGUGUGACUCAUUUGUAUGCAGGAAUGGGAAAUUAUCACUUCCGUGGAAGCAGGGGUCAAUCAAAGCAAAUAUCCGUCUCGCCGGUCAGUUAAUGAGGAAAUAAUUGUGUUCAUCAUCCAGACUCCCAGAUGAUGGAAGGGACACAGCAGAGUAUGUGUGGUAUGUAUGAGAGUGUGUGGUUAAUGGUUAUGGGCUUGUAGUUAAUCGCUGCAUCUAAUGGAGAGUAAUGGGACACUAUCACAAGCCUGUCCCUUGUCGGACUUAUCUUAUCUAUCAUUGUGUGUGUGUGUGUAUAUGUGUAUGACAAAGUACAUCAGUGUAUAUUUGCAUGAGUAGAGUCAUUAGAGUCAGUGUACAGUGUGUGAGUGUUUGGUUUCAUCAGUCAAUCCAAGGUCCAGGGCCUCUAUCUGUGAGACUCUAAAAAUAACAGUAAUGACAGUGCUGAGAAUUCUCUGAAAGAGAUUCAUUACGCCUCGGUUUUAGUUCACCAGUGUUGUGUGUGUGUGUGCGUUUGUCUCUGUGUCUGCGUGUGUCUGUGUGUGUAUUUGUCUGACAUACUUUCUCCUAACCAAAGCUAGUACCAGACAUCCAGAUAUCCCUACAUGCUCAUGCUAAUUGGGAUUUUUCAUACCCACCCACCUGCUCCCUCUCACUUCCCUCCCCCUCUCUCUUUCUCUCUAUCUGUCUCUGACUGCCUGUCUCUCUCUCUCUCUCUUUCUCUCUUUCUCUCUCUCUUGGACAGAUGAAGACCUAAGGGAUAGAUACUUCUCUGCCAAGGUUGUCUAAUGCCAUGGCCCAAUUAAGACCCUCCCUCUCUAAAUUAAUGAGGGAGCAGGUCCACCAUUUGUCAAACCUGAACACACACACACACACACACACACACACUAGGGUGUGGAGGGUGUAGUCCUAUUUAUAGAUGGGUUGGGUUUCUGAUUGUCAUUGUAUAGCUGGCAGGCUGCUGGUAGCUGGCACAAUCUACAUCACAUUCUCCCUGUGUUUAAAUGUAGUCUCACACUCACGUACACACAGUGCUUGAAUUGGUCCGGUGCACACCAGCACCUCUAAUGUUGUACUGCUUAAGUACCGGUUAUAUUUCUUAUCAGACUGGAGUGUGCCCCGGGGGAUAAACACUGCUAGAAUAUUUGCUCUAAACUAUGAACACUGGUACUGUAAAAUGUAAUUGAGUACCAAAGCCUAAAAUGAGUUGCACCUCUUUUAUACUGAGAUUGAAUUUGAUAACCAGGGUAGUGUGUUGGUGAGAGUGUAUGUUUAGCGUUCUGGGCAGCCCAUGGUGCAACCACAAUGUUAACCUUAGACUGGAGUGCAGGAAGGGGGAUCACCACUCCUAGCAUCAAGUUAGUCACUCACAACAGCUGAAGCCAGGGUCCGAUUCCACCACUACAUACCUUCAGACUCUCUUACUGUUUCCCAUCUCCCAUAGAACCACUGUGGUAACCUUCAGUUUGAAAAGAGGGCAAGAAUUCCUCUGAGAGACAGGGGGGGGACUGAGUGAGAGAGAGGCAGAGGGCUGAGAGAGAGAGAGAGAGAGAGAGAGAGAGAGAGAGAGAGAGAGAGAGAGAGAGAGAGAGAGAGAGCGCGAAGAGAUAGAGAGAGAUAUAUGCAUAGAGAGAUGAUAGAGAGAGAGAGACGAGAUAGAGAGGAUAGAGAGACCUAUAUAGAGAUAAUAUAUAGAAAAACACUCAUACAAACACAGAGAGCACUCACACAAAGCACAGAGGAUGUAUCUAGCUCUGUCUGUCUGUCUGACACACUGAAUGAUUUGGACCCAGGGGAUCUCUGCAUGUGUUUGCAAAAUGUCCUAAAUAUUUCACUGAGUUUUCAGUCCUCUGCAGCUCUGAGAUUCUCAAUGUCACCUUGACUGUCUGGUCAGGUAGGCAGCAGCUCACCAGGGGAAACUGCAGUGGGUUAUUUUAGCCUAGAUAGAUCACUGCUCCCUCCCUCCCUGCCUCCUUACUACUAGUCUACCACUGUGAUUUAUGAUGUCCUGGUCUGAAAACAGAGAGAUGAAGGAGUGGAAAAGACACACAUGAAUGCACACACACACACACACACACACACACACAACCUCUCAUUGGAUUUGAGCUGUUUCAUCCCUCAGGGUCCACCCUACUCACCUUGACACCUAUAGGAAAACAAGAAACAAGUAGUGGAAGUGUUACAGCCCUAGUGAGUUGUUGGAGACCACCUUCUGUCAGAGACCUUGGAGGCUUAUCAUUCAUCAUCACAAUCUUCCCUUGAUCAGGCAAAUUCAUAACACCAUAGUCACAGUAUAUGUUUAGUGAGUUUGAGAAUUAUCAGAGAUUUGCAUUGAAAGGUAAACAUGCUAGCCCUACUUGGGGGUGUUGUGUAAUGUCAUUUGCUUAGGAUGUAAUUUGAUGAAUGGGUAAUUUGAUAUCCAUCCAUCUUACAUCUCAAUAUCCGUUUUCAAUUAUUGGAUAUAUCCUAGACGUCAUGUGCAAUUAUAAGAGAUAGUUUGGUUGAGCCAGAUAGAACUUUAAUCAGUAGGACGUCAGGACCAAGGGGAGCAGUAGGCUACUGCGCCACCCCAGUCCGGAUACCCGGGUCAUAUUUUAAGAGGUGAUAUAAUCAAAAUUUAGGGCGAUUACAUUUUAGGGAGGAAGUCUCGGUGACGUUUCACUUAUUCGUUUUCUCUUACCACCUCUCAGUUUUCGGAAAAGUGACGUGCUCCCCACGCGUGACAAUGGAGGCGACAGAAUUUUUCCCACCUCCUGAAAACUUGACGGCGGUUGUCGUGCACCCGUUAUGCGAAGAAUGGAAGGGGGGAUCCGAGGGUGCCAUCUUCCACCUCGCCAGUAUCUUCCUUGUUUUGGGGUUCAUGGGAGGGAGCGGGUUCUAUGGGCUCCUCUACUUGUUUACCUUUCUGACGCUCGGUUUCUUCUGCACAACCAUUUGGUCAUGGUCGGACGCGUGCACCACCGACACCUUUUUGUGGAAUUUCGCUCUUUUUGGGGUAUGUGCGGUUCAAGUUGUGCAUGUCGCCUACCGGCUGAGGAACGUUACUUUCGAAAAGGAGUUUCAAGAUCUGUACAGCUACCUGUUCAAAAAGCUGGGGGUGUCGCUCACCCACUUCGGCAAGAUAGUCGCCUGUUGUGAAGGGGACAUCCACACCAUAGAGAAAGACCACUGUUAUGCCAUGGAGGGCAAGACUGCUAUUGAUAAGCUGUCCGUUCUUCUGUCCGGCAGGUGCAUUUCAACUUCACUUGUACAUUUGAUCCAACUGUAUUUGAUGUUAUGUCAUAUAAGAUAGCCUAAUGUCCCACUUUUUCUUACAGAAUUCGUGUGACAGUAAAUGGAGAGUUUUUACAUGACAUCUAUCCUUUCCAGUUUCUCGAUUCACCUGAAUGGGACUCUCUCCGGCCGUCAGAGGAGGGAGUUUUCCAGGUAAAUAGUAAACUGAUCCAAUAAGCUAAUUUUGGCUAAUGUGUCUGGCAUAUACACUGAGUAUACAAAACAUUAAGAAAUAUUUGCUCUUUCCAUGACAUAGACUGACCAGGUGAAUCCAGGUGAAAGCUACUGUAUGAUCCCUUAUUGAUGUCACUUGUUAAAUCCACUUCAAUCAGUGUAUGUGAAGGGGAGGAGACCGGUUAUUUUUAAGCCUUGAGACAAUUGAGACAUGGAUUGUGUAUGUGUGCCAUUCAGAGGGUGAAUGGGCAAGACAAAAUAUUGAAGUGCCUUUGAACUGGGGUAUGGUAGUAGGUGCCAGGCGUACCGGGUUGUAUCAAGAACUGCAAGCUGCUGGGUUUUUCACACGCAACAGUUUCCCAUGUGUAUCAAAAAUGGUCCACCACCCAAAGAACAUCCAGCCAACUUGACACAACUGUGGGAAGCAUUGGAAUCAACAUUGGCCAACAUCCCUGUGGGGGUGCAACUCAAUAUUAAGAAGGUGUUCUUAAUGUUUGGUAUACUCAGUGUAUAAGCAUUAGUGUUUUCUUUCCCCAGGUGACCCUGCGUGCAGAUAAUGGCUGUAGGUACGUUUCUUGGAGGCGUAAGAAACUGUACCUACUCUUCGCCAAGCACCGCUACAUCGCCAAGGUCUUUGCUCUCGUGGUGCGGAAUGACAUCGCGGACAAGCUGUACUCUCUCAACGACAAGGCGUUCGACAGCCGCGGGUUCCGAUAUGAUCUCCGGUUACCCACCUACUGUCACGUGCCUCCGUUGCCUGAAUUAGACCGGACAGAUGCGUUCCUACGAGUCCCGGCGCAAUAUGACCAUGGCCACCGUGCCCGUGUCCCUAUAACUAUAACAGCACCAGAAGAGACUGACUCGUGACUGGAACGGAACUUUUGAAUGUUUGUUUUUCAUUAAUGUAUGUUGUUUUUGUCUCUUUGUUAUCCUCAAGUGCUUAGGCUAUGGAUAGGGCAUAAGCUAUGUAAUUUACGCAUCAACAAAGACUACAUUGUAGCACAUGAAGUAACCCUCCACUUGGUUUGCCAGAUAUCAUGCAAUAGGCGUGUGUGUGAGAGAGAUGUGAGAUUGAGAGAAAGAGAGAGAGAGAGUGAGAGAGGAGAGAGAUGUGUGUGUGAGAGAGAGAGUGAGAGAGGAGAUUUUCUCUGCAUCAAAAUACCAGUGAAAUGUUACCCCUGAUUCCUGUUUAUGUUUUAUAGUGCACUUUACUACCUGCCUGUCUUAAAUUGAGACUGUAUAUUCAAUUGUCUGACAGAGUUUUUGUCAAUAUUUGUGUUUAAUAAAAAAGUAUUAACAAUGCAAUGUAGCCCUAUACGUUUUGUAUGUCGAAUAACUUUCAUUUGGCCUACAACAUUUUCUUCGGGGAGCGUGCAUUUCUGUAGAGCAGCCUACAGGUGAGUGUCAAUCACCUUCUCGCUCUGAUCCUGGCGCUGACCUUGGUGCUGAUCUCAUUCAUAUCCGCUCUUGUCAACCUCAUCACGCAGCUCAUGUCACCUCUGGAGGGUGAAGGACCACUGUUCAAUUAGGUUAACCAAAAUCUCGAAACACAUAACACGAUUCACUCGACUGGCUUCAUAAUAUUAUUUUCGAGGAGUUGCUGGCUGCAAGGCUAUAUUUUCAGUUUUCAAAAAGGGAAGUUUUGACCACCUCCUGUUGGCGUGCCCGGACUUUGCAGGUGCGCAGCGGCGGGGUAGUGUUGACUGCUGUCUCCUCGCCGCUUGCCCAUUUUAGUCAAUGCCUGUCAGCUCGCUGGAAUGCGCGACUCACAUUGUGCAGCCCCCCAGCUCGCGAGGACCUAAAUUUAUAGCUCCUCAAUACUUGUCCAUUGUUUCUUCUCCUUAUUCUGUCCAGCGACGCGUUUGAUCGAUUGUUGUCAGAUUGGUAAGUUAUAUCUCCCAUUCUCUGUUAUCUUACUCUGACUGAGUGGUGAAAGUAAAGUUGAACGCUCAAACAUAUUAGGCUAUUUCUUAAGACGUCUACCGGUAGGUCCCGUUAAUUUUCUGCAAGCAGUGUAGUGUAGCCGACACAUUUCGCACUUUUUCCCAUUUCCAUUUCAUAAUCUGUAUCUGAGGGACUGGCAAUCAAAUAUUGUUGAGCGCUGGUCGGCUGAUCUGCUCUAAACCCACUGGAGUUUGGUAUUUUCCCACACAUGUGUUUGUGUUGCUGCAACAUUAAAGUGAAACCCUUCAAUGUCACUCCAGUGCUCUAUGAUCGGUGUGAUGAAUUCCCAGGCUACUUACAGUAUUAAAUCAGUUGCACAUUUUUUGAUGAAUCAAAUAUUAUGUUGACAGUGUCAGUAGGCCUACAAGCAUCUCAAAGGUGAUUCUAAUGCAUUACUACAAAAAUAAAACAUUUGGAAAUACAGUAAUCUGUUAUGAAAAUCUAUUGAAACCUGAGGAUAUUGAGAUUGUGAUAGUGACAAACUGAUGUACACUAUGAGAACAGCAGCAACGUGAAUUGAACUUUAAACUGCAAAAAUCCCCUGUUUCUAUCACCAAUCCUGUAACACUUAACUUGAAAGGUACCAACAUAAUAAUACAUUCAUAAUCUGGUACUUACCCCAUUCAUAAGCAAUACAUAAACAACCACAAUACCCUCCUCACCUCUCUCUAGGUGACCCCUGGGCAGGAUCAGGAUGUCUGCUUCUCCAGAGAUGACCAGUAGCCUGUUCUACAUCACCCUGGCCCCACUGCGGUCGGCAGUCCCUGGGUCUGAACCCGAGGCUGGAGGUGGAGGUCUGGUGAUGACCACCAUGGAGCCCAACGGGACCUCCUGUGAGGAGUGGGAGGAGGCCCACCACCUGCUCUUCCACCUGGGGAACCUGUCUCUCCUCCUGGGCCUGGUCAUCCCCACCACCCUGACCCUGCACAUGAUCCUGCUGCGCUUCAUGCUGAUGACAGGUGGGUCCAUACUGCCCUCUGCUGGCCCAGAUUACAGUCCAAUUCGGUGGUCAUGAUAGAUUGCAUUACACACUUUUCAGUUUCAUUACCAGCUCUACUUUCACAGUAUCUCUUCCUCACUCUCCAAAGUAUUCACUCAUUCACUCCCCCUCAAGGAUUGAUAUGCAUUGAAUUGCUGUUAGAAAUAUGAUAGAAGCACUAUAGUGAGUGAACGAGUGCACACUUCGUGGAGAAGGGGGAGUUGCUGCGGUAGUACAGCUGGUAAUGAAAUUGAAAAGUAUGGAAUACAACCAUAUCAUGACCACUAUGUUGGUGGUAGCACAGUGGGAAAGGCCCUGAGUAGAGUGGAAUGAUAUCAUAUCAUGACCACCAUGUUGGUGGAAGCACAGCUGCCUACUGGAGUUUUCUCAAGCUAGUUGAAGAAUUUACGGCUAUAGGGCAAUAUGAGGAUAUAACUCAACCAAUAACAACUCAAGUGCGCUUUAUUACUUCCUGUUCCUGUCCCUGACAGGAAGCUGUCUGUUCAUCACCUGGGCUACGCUGUACCGGUGUAACCUGGAUGUCAUGGUGUGGAACGUGGUCUUCCUGCUGGUCAACUUCAUGCACUUCUUCUACCUGAUCUACAAACGCAGACCUGUGAGUUCUGCCCCAACUCAACACAUUCCAGUUAGAUGCUGAUUGUGGUCCAUUUAUAUACAGUACACACAUACAGCUUAGAGUAGGUACAAGUUACCUGGAACAGUUAUUUUGAUGAGGACUUUUGGAGAUUCGUUUUCCAUUGUGUCUCUCAGCGGGGAGACAGCCAGUCACAUGCCCCUGGUGUUGGGGCCACUCUGUCUCUCUCUACCUAAAUGAGAUGCAGGUCUUUCAAAUGCACUGCUGCCACCAGGGGACUUUCAAUGUGUAGCGGGCCUUCACAUAACUGACAGAAUGGGACCACCUGUCCUCAUAACGAGAAAGGAAGUUAUGUAUACUGCAGUCCUCUUCACUCCCAUGGGAAUGACAUACAUGAGUGAAUUGUGUGCUAUCAAUUCAAUAUCAAGGAUGAGUAGAAUUAGGUGGCCCUCACUUUAUGUUGGCUGCUGUGGUGACAUUUGAUUAAAGACCCUAAAAUAUACUUAAUGCCUGGUUCUUGAUAACACGCCCUGUGGCGAUCCACCCUGAAUCAGGAGCCUAGCUCAAGUCACGUCAAUCAUCCAUCAUAACACUUUAUAUGCCACUUUAUCAGCGUAUAGACAAUGAGCUGUAACCGUACUGUCUUCUGUCAGAUUAAGAUUGACAGGGAUCUGAAGUCAGUGUACAAGCGGAUGUUUGAGCCCCUCCACGUGCGCGAGGCCCUGUUCCAGAGACUGACGGGUCAAUUCUGCACCAUCCAGAGCCUGAAGAAGGGACAGGUGUACGCAGCCGAGGACAAGACCUCCGUGGAUGAGCGCCUCAGUAUCCUCCUUAAAGGAAAGUAGGUAUCACUCUGAGACAUCUCCCUGUCACCUAUUUACGAUGUCAUUCCACCCCUGGUUUUCCCUGAAUGAUGUUUGAUCAAUAAGGUUUAGCAGUAUCUGUGUGCAUCUGUGUGCAUUUGAUCCAUCCAUGGUCAUCCGUGUUGACUAUAAGUUUGUGUGCGACAGAAUGAAGGUGUCAUAUCGAGGUCAUUUCCUCCAUAACAUCUACACGAACGCCUUCAUCGACUCCCCUGAGUUCAGAUCAACCCAGAUGCACAGAGGAGAAAAAUUCCAGGUAACAAGAAGCUCAGAUUAUUGAAUGUACCAUUUAUUUAUUUAUUUUUGAUAUAUAACCCAAUUUACCACUUACCCGUAUUCCAGUUCAUAGUAGUAUCCAUACUGGGUAGACCAAACAACACAAGUGACGUUGGCAUGAUUAGAUAAUGAUAGGGCAGGUUUGUUACCAUGACAGCCUGUGACUUGUUGAUUAAUUUACAGGUGACCAUCAUGGCGGAGGAGAACUGUAAGUUCCUGUGUUGGUCCAGAGAGAGACUCACCUACUUCCUGGAGUCUGACUCCUUCCUUAACGAGGUGUUCAGGUACCUCAUUGGCAAAGACAUCACCAACAAGCUGUACUCGCUCAAUGACCCCACUCUCAGUGACAAGGUGGGUUUAGUCACUGUUCAGAAACUGAGACACUGUAGUUUCUAUUGUCUAGAAACACCUUCCUAAUGUUGAGUUGCACCCCCUUUUUCCCUCAUAACAGCCUCAAUUCAUUGGGGCAUGGACUCUACAAGGUGUCGAAAGCGUUCCACAGGGAUGCUGGCCCAUGUUGACUCCAAUGCUUCACACAGUUGUGUCAAGUUGGCUGGAUGUCCUUUGGGUGGUGGACCAUUCUUGAUACACACGGGAAACUGUUGAGUGUGAAAAACCCAGCAGCGUUACGGUUCUUAACACACUCAAACCGGUGCACCUGGCACCAUACCCUGUUCAAAGGCACUUAAAAUAUUUUGUCUUGUCCAUUCACCCUCUGACUGGCACACAAACACAAUCCGUGUCUCAACUGUCUCAGGUCUUAAACAUCCUUCUUUAACCUGUAUCUCCUUCAUCUACACUGAUUGAUUGGGGCGGCAGGUAGCUUAGUGGUUAAGAGCGUUGUGCCAGUAGCUGAAAGGUCGCUGGUUCUAAUCCCUGAGCCGACUAGGUGGAAAGUCUGUCGAUGUUGCCUUGAGCAAGGCACUUAACCCUAAUUGCUCUGGAUAAGAGCGUCUGCUAAAUGACUAAAAUGUAAAAUUGAAGUGGAUUUAACAGGUGACAUCAGUAAGGGAUCAUAGGAUUCACCUGUUCAGUCUGUCAUGGAAAGAACAGGUGUUCCUAAUGUUUUGUACACUAAUUGUGAUUUGGUCAUUAUCCUUCCUAAGUUACAAAUUGUCUCCUUAGAUUCAAAUAACGAUGAUUAUGUAAGAAAUGAUGAUGAUGAUGGUGGUGGUGACACCGAUGAUAACAAUGAUGACAAUAACAAUAAUGAUGUUUACAUGAACAGGCAGCAAAGAAGAUGGAGCGUCAGCCCAGCCUCUGCUCCCAGCUCUCUAUGAUGCAGAUGAGGAACAGCAUGGGCAGCACCAGUGACACCGACGACAUCCUGAACCAGAUCCACCGUGGAGGCUCCAGUGGCUCCUCACAUCGUAAGUCUCACCACCUCCCAUCAAGCUGUGAUACUAUUGGCCCAUCUGUCAGUGUUUAAACAACCUGAUUAGCUAUUGAGUCUGAAAAAGACUGACACAAUCAUUCUCCUAAUGCUACCUUUUAAUAGUGACAAAGUUUCGAUCCACAAUGGAUCUUUGCCAGGUCAACAGUAGCUGUUAUACAGUCACUAAAUUUACUGAAAUCAUGAGGCAUUCUGGGUAUUUUCAGUUGAGUCCAUCUUCGUCAUUUACCCCUCAUAUCCUCUCUGGUGUGUGAUGUUAACAGACACUAAAUCCUGGUUUAUUAGGGGUUUAGCUCCUAUCUGACAACAUUGUUUUCUAGGGGUUGUGUUCUAGUUAGAGUUGUUCUUUAACAUUGUUUCUCCUGUCCCCCCCUCCUCCUCCACCUCCACCUCUAGCUGUGAAUCAACCCACUCUCUCAGAUCACACCUUGCCCUGAAGGGGGUGUAAGACUAUCUCUUUUCUCCCCCUCCCACCCUGAAAUUCACCUUCCUAAUGCCUGAGUCCAAGAUCUGUUUGUGCUGGACAGUUCAAACAGAUCUGGGACUCAGGCUAGUUAAUUCCCCCAAACCCAACCCUCAAUAUUUAACCCUACAGCUCUGCACUAUGUUGCCUGUUCUAAAACGAGUGAUCCCCGGUAACCUGGUUUGUUGUUUUAACAUCUUAAAAGUUCACUGUUUAAGAGUAAGACAGCAUUCAUUCAUAUCAUCCAUCCUAUAGUAGUAGUGCUGCUGUACAGCUCCUAUUGGAACAUGUAUUUAGACGUACAAGAUACUCUUUAAUCCCAAUAGCUUUUACAUUAUCAUGUUGCAAUUUCCAUAUCAAAUGUAGGGGUUGAAUUGCAAAGUUGACUGAUAUGUCAGGAAAAGUAUUCAGAAUGCUUUUUUUUUUCUUACCAUGCUGAUUUAACUUCACACUGUCUUCCCUCUGUCUCCAACACAAACAUACAGUAUGUGAAAUUAGGGGCCUAUGUGUGAGCCUAUGUGUGUAUUCUGUCAAAUGUGUGGUUGUGAUUCUGUUUUGUUUUUAAAGGAUUGCCAUAUGAGUCAGAAUGAAGGCUUGUGGAAUUUGUGACCUAUGACAACCUCGUUUGUGUCACCUUUAUAGUGUGUUUGUCUGUGACCAUAUGAAGAUGGUUACCUUGGAAACACACACAGUUACAUUGAAAACACACACACACACCUCUAUUCCCACGCUAACUGAUGUGUCCUUCUUUCCAGAAAAAUCUCCUGCCUCCAAGACAUCCAAAAUGAUGAAGCCCAUUGAAGAAACGAUGGAAGACGACGUCUUUAUAGAGUCUGAGCCAGACUCUCCUGUUAAGAAACGCCACACCCACUCAACAGCCAUAGAGGAGGUGUAACGAGAUGUGACAUUAACCUACAACAACAGUGCUGACCACCCACCUAUCUGUAACCUGAUACAGAACCUGGUUAGUUAUAGUAGAAUAACUUAAACAAUAGCUUGAAAAAGGCUUCUACAUUAUCAAAAUAUCUACAGUGGGGAGAACAAGUAU